AUGCUUUCCAAGGCGCGUGUCGAAGACACGCACGUCAAGACGGUCAGCUUGGCCCGAGGCGUGGUGGCCACGCCGUCAGUAUUCCCGGGUUCUGGCACAUUCCCUCAUCACGCGGCCCUUCGCUCGCAAUCAGAUCGGCCGACUAGGAGUCAUAGCCCUGAGCUGGCGAGCACUCCCAAAGACCUCAGCAGUAUGUUGCAUUCCAUUGGCGUCGUGGAGUUGCUCGAACAAGACGAGAGGCCUACAUUCAUCGUCGAUCUCGGCGUAAGAGAAAACUACGGUGCCGGUCCGCUGCAACUCGCCUUUGCAAAUUCCUCCCUUCGAUCCUACGCCGGCUUGGAGGCCUUGGUAUCCGGUGUAUCGCCCGAGGACGCGUCACCUGGGCCGGCGACCUACCUGCAGUUCAAGGCAUGGCUCCUGAGCGCCGCGGUCAAUGGCGAGAGUCUUGAUAUGUGCAACCUGAUCAUGGCGUCGCCGCAUCCCGCAGCCAUGUACUGGGGCGACGACCUGAUCGCCAUCUACAACGAGGCAUACGUCAUGCUUGCCGGGCAGAAGCACCCCAAACUCAUGGGGCAGAGCUACAGCGAGGCCUGGUCGGAGAUCUGGGACGAAGUCAAGGAUGUGUUUGCCUCUGCGAGAAUCACCGGCGAAGCGACGAUGAAGGACGAUGACUGCCUAUUCGUACGGCGGAAUAUGUACCUCGAAGAAACGUACUUCAGCUGGAGCAUCAUCCCCAUGGUCGGUAGGGACGGCUCCGUCAUGGGCCUGUACAAUCCUGCGUUCGAAAAGACGCGACGGAAGAUCGCCGAGCGCCGCAUGUUGACGCUGCGCGAAGUUGGAGAGCGCACGGCGUCGGCGAGGGAUGUGAAGGCUUUUUGGUCGCAGGUUCUGGAAUCCUUUACCUUUAAUGAAUACGACUCCCCCUUUCUGCUGCUGUACAGCGUUGCCGACGAGAACGACAGCGACAGCAGCAGCAUCCAUUCCAACUCGGCUAUGAAUACUCGGCAAUGUUGGCUUGAAGGCAAGUUGGGUGUUCCUGACGGGCAUCCGGCAGCGCCGUUGCAGAUCGAUCUCAAAACUGGCACCGAAGGAUAUGGACCGGUGUUCAAAGAGGUCAUGAAGACCGAUCGACACGCUGUGCUAGAAGUGGGAAGCAAAGAUCUCCCCGCGACGCUGGUGCAAGAUUUGGAUCUACGAGGCUUCCCCGACCCUGUAAGAUCUGUGGUGGUGUGCCCCAUUCACCCGACGACGGGCGAGAGCGUGCUUGGCUUUUUGAUCUUGGGUGUGAACUCGCGACGACCGUACGAUGAUGACUAUGCGCUGUUUGUCCAGCUCUUGUCUCGCCAGUUGGCGACGUCACUGGCAUCCGUGGUGCUUUUCGAAGAGGAGAUCCGUCGAGGCCAACGAGCGGCUAAGCUUGCCGCGCUGGACCGCAUCGAAUUGUCGGAGAAGCUUGCUCAACGCACUCAGGAAGCGAUAGACAGUGAAACAAAGUUCACCCGCAUGGCGGAAUUCGCGCCAGUCGGCAUGAUGAUUGCCGGUUCGGAUGGCAAGCUGUCAUGGGCCAACGACACGUGGUACGAAAUCUCUCGCGUCCCGAGGGGUGUGUCCAUGGCAGAGGCGUGGAUGGAAUCCGUCAGGCCAGACGACCGGCCAUUGGUAGAGCGACUGUGGGAGGACCUGACGCUUCGAACAGAAGCAGUCAGCUCGGAAUUCCGCUUCAAGGCGCAGUGGGAAGACCGGAACGGCAAUCGUGGCGACACAUGGGCGCUGUUUUCGGGCUACCCAGAGCGAUACCAGGACGGGCGACUGAAGAGCGUGUUUGCCUCGAUUACGAACAUUUCGCAGCAGAAGUGGGCCGAAGGCAUCCAGACGCGCAAGAUGGAGGAGGCGGUGGAGCUGAAGCGACAGCAGGAGAACUUCAUCGACAUUACUUCGCACGAAAUGCGCAACCCGCUUUCCGCCAUUUUGCAGUGCUCGGAUGAGAUUUCAAGCAGUCUGACGCGCUUCAAGCAGGGUGAGGAGCGCGAGAUUUCGGACGAGCUGCUGUUGAGUUGUCUGGACGCCGCGCAAAUCAUCAGCCUGUGCUCCCAGCAUCAAAAGAGGAUCGUGGACGACAUUCUCACCCUCAGCAAGCUGGAUUCUCAGCUGCUCCUCGUCACUCCUGUCGACGCACAGCCUUUGACGGUCGUCCAGCGCGCGUUGAAAAUGCACGAGGGCGAGCUGCAAGCUGCCGAUAUCCAGUUGCAGUUCCUCGUCGACCAGACGUAUCGAGACCUCGAGCUGGACUGGGUGCGCUUCGAUCCCAGUCGCGUGCUGCAGGUGCUUAUCAACCUCACCACGAACGCCAUCAAAUUCACCGGCACAGAGGAGAAGAGGGUCAUCAGCGUGACCAUUUCGGCGUCCAGACAGCGGCCGAGCGAGGCUCCUAAUGCACCUGUGAAGUAUUUUCAAUCUCGGCGGAAGCAAAAGGACCUCACAGACAAGGACUGGGGCGAGGGAGAGAAGCUGUAUAUCCACUUUUCCGUCCAGGAUACCGGGCGAGGCCUGAACCCCGAGGAGAAGAAGAUGCUCUUCCUGCGCUUCUCGCAAGCCAGUCCCAGGACGCACGUGCAGUACGGUGGCUCCGGUCUCGGCCUUUUCAUCAGCAGAGAACUCACCGAGCUCCAAGGCGGUGAGAUUGGCGUGGAGUCCGAGGCUGGGCAGGGGAGUACAUUCGCCUUCUACGUUGUUGCAAGACGCAGCUCUGCGCCCGCGGACACGGACGGCGCGACGGGCGUCAAGCAGCAGCCCUCUCCUGCAGUCAUGCGAAAGAAGAGCCCCAAGGUCGCAUCGAAGAAGCGAAGCCAGAGCCUUGACGAAACCGGGGCCCUGCAAGCCAACUCCCCAACCACAAACACCAGCCCAUCCUUUACCAAGCUCGCUCCCAAACGCGUGCUCAUCGUAGAAGACAACCUCGUCAACCAGCGCGUGCUGCAAAAGCAGCUCAAAAACAUUGGCACUGAAGUGCACGUCGCCAACCAUGGCGGCGAGGCGCUCGACAAACUGCGCCAGUCGACGUACUGGGCGGAUCCGGCGACCGCCACGCCCGGCGCGAAGCUCGAGUUGGGUGUCGUGCUCAUGGACCAGGAGAUGCCGGUCAUGGACGGGCUGACGUGCACGCGCAAGAUCCGCGAGCUGGAGAAAGAAGGCAUGUUGACGGGACAUGUGCCGAUUAUUGCUGUGACGGCGAAUGCGCGCGCAGAACAGGUGCAGACUGCGCUUGAUGCUGGGAUGGACGAUGUCGUUUCCAAACCCUUCCGAAUCCCGGAACUGGUGCCCAAAAUCGAGGAGUUGCUGGCAAAGUACCCGGGCCCCGGUGCGUCUUGA
Neohortaea acidophila is the source of this 3369-nucleotide messenger RNA. RefSeq lists its product as uncharacterized. Gene Ontology annotation, biological process: phosphorelay signal transduction system; phosphorylation. The record is from RefSeq and is a predicted model, not a curated record. Gene Ontology annotation, molecular function: phosphorelay sensor kinase activity. The transcript is spliced from 3 exons. The coding region runs from base 1 to 3369 and encodes 1122 amino acids. NCBI's taxonomy places the organism in Eukaryota, Fungi, Ascomycota, Dothideomycetes, Mycosphaerellales, Teratosphaeriaceae.